This is a messenger RNA of Neolamprologus brichardi, 1373 nucleotides long. The record is from RefSeq and is a predicted model, not a curated record. Lineage: Eukaryota; Metazoa; Chordata; Actinopteri; Cichliformes; Cichlidae.
AUGGUGAUGUUCUUAGCUUCUCCAGUCCAAGCCGCUGACUCGCCCUUCUGUUGUCUCCAGGUCACAGGCGUGAUCCUGCUGGCCGUUGGCGUGUGGGGGAAGGUAAGCUUGGAGGCCUAUUUCUCCCUGGCUGCUGAGGAGAGCACCAACGCGCCAUAUGUCCUCAUCGGGACCGGAGCCAUCAUCGUUAUCUUCGGAUUGUUCGGCUGCUUCGCCACAUGCCGCGGCAGCCCGUGGAUGCUCAAACUGUAUGCCAUGUUUUUGACCUUGGUCUUCCUGGCUGAGCUCGUGGCUGGAGUUUCAGGCUUCAUCUUCAGGCAUGAGAUCAAAGCCACACUGGACAACGUCUAUAAAAACGCAGUGAAAAACUACACCAGCACGGACAGCAAGAAUCCAGUGGACACCAUCCAGAGGAAUUUGCACUGCUGCGGGGUGUAUAAUUACACAGACUGGAACAAUACAAAGUACUUUCAAGAGAAAGGCAUCCCGGUCAGCUGCUGUAAAGACGACGAUAACUGCUCACCAGAAACACUGAAGGAUCUUGCCAAGGCUGAGAAUGUGGUGUACACAACGGGCUGCUUUGCGCUGGUAAGCACCACAAUGGAGAACAACCUGGGAAUAAUUGCUGGGAUUUCUUUUGGAAUUGCCUUCUUUCAGCUCAUUGGGAUAUUCCUGGCCUGCUGCUUGUCUCGAUACAUCACCAACAACCAGUAUGAGAUGGUCUAACAGUCACCUGCCACAGGUCACUGAUGAGCCGGUCCUGAUGCGAACUGAGUUGGGAUUUUAAUAUUUUGUGUUUGUGUUUCUUAUCAUGUAAUUUUAGAGAUGGAAGACACUCACCGCUUUUUCUUUUAUUCAAUCUCACCAAUGCACAAGGGAAUCAUGUCUGCGGAGCAUCAAAAAGGGAGAAUACUCGAGAGUUGGUGUGACCAAAGAGAAAACAUUUCACAGGUCAUUUGUUAUUCUGGGAGUAAAUUAGGGAAAUUACAUUAAGUGUUUAUGUUGUGUAUUAGUGUCACUUUAUAUUUGAGCUAAUUUGACAGCAACAUUUUCAUUUCUUGUUUCGCAGUUGCCUUGUUUUAUAAUUUUUUUUCGCUAGUAGUCUGUAGCUGAGCAGAUGAAAUGUAGACAAUAAUAAGCUGUUAAUGUUAAACUUCUGUGUAUCUUUAUGUGUGAAGCCUUUAUAAGCCCUAGAAAUGGACAGGUCACCUUCCUGAAGUCAAGUACAAAUGAUUUAUAGGAGCUGUGUGGGAAAGCGAGCCCUACCAAUUAUGUGUGUCAACUACACCUGACUUCUUACCACAGUUUUCAGUGUUAGUGUUAUUCUUGUGUGGAUGCAUGUGAAAUACUUGAAAAUAAAAGAUGAAAUCCAG